AAGUUAAAAUCUAGUCAAGAAGUUGUAUUAUCAAUGGAUGUUCUCCAGAGACUAUCAAAUAACAACAUUAUUCCGACAUGUGCUCCAUUUAUUCAACAUAACAUUGGUGAAGAAAACUGUUUGAUGGUUGAUUUACCUGUUGAUGUUUUAUGUUUUGUACCUUUAGACUUGCCCACCAAAGACAUUAAUCAACUGAUAUGUGACACCAUUAGUCGGCAAAUUGAAGCUAUGGGCUGUAACAUACGCGAUAACAUAGACAAUGGUAAAGUUUUCCUACCAGAGGCAUUCCACUUCCAGCCUCCAGAGUCUGAUUAUUUUUUAAGUAUAAUUUACCCUAAAGAUAUAGCAGAUGAUAACCUUGAAAGCUCCAGGAAGAAACUUCAUGAAGUCUUUUGUUUACCUUCCAAUAGACCACUGUUAAAGAGAAACAACAAAUAUAUCUUUGGUGGAGAAGAAAUUCCUGGUGGAUAUUUAUUAAAUCCUCAUACUCAGAUUAACAUCCAACCAUUAAAAGAUUCAAAGUUUUAUCUUGUGAAAGGUAAUUACACUUACCACCACUACAUGCAAGAUAAUUUUGAUGACAAUAAAUGGGGAUGUGCCUACAGAUCUUUGCAGACUCUCUGUUCUUGGUUUAGGUUUCAGGGUUAUACAGAACGCCCUGUACCAACUCACAAAGAAAUUCAACAGGCUUUGGUGGACAUUGGGGAUAAAGAUCCGAAAUUUAUUGGUAGUAGAAAAUGGAUUGGUUCAUUAGAAGUUAGUUACUGCUUAGAUAAUCUUAUUGGCGUCACUAGUAAAAUUCUCAGUGUGAGUGCUGGAGCAGAUUUGGCUAACAAAGGAAGAGAAUUGGCCCAACAUUUCUCAACUCAAGGAACACCAGUUAUGAUAGGAGGGGGUGUUCUAGCUCAUACUAUACUUGGUAUUAAUUUUAGUGAAGUGACUGGGGAUAUAAGGUUUCUUAUAUUAGAUCCCCAUUAUACCGGUGGUGAAUAUAUUCGUGAAGUUCUUGAUAAAGGAUGGUGUGGAUGGAAGGGACCAGAUUUUUGGGAUCAGACUGCUAUGUACAAUAUGUGUUUACCACAGAUACCAAGCAAUGCUUUAUAGUUGCUGUCACUAUUUCUUUAUAAAACGGUACCGGUAACUGUAGUAGUUUUUUUUAUAUAUUAAAAGCCUUUGUGAGCUUUUUUAUGCUACUUGCUUGCUUUGAAAAACAGAAAUCAACUUAAAGGGACAGGUGUGUCAUUUUGGGGGUUUGAUUCCAGUCUUGAAUAUAGGUACAGUCUUUAGAAGUACUAGAAAUGUACUAAAAUCGUCUAAUUCCUUUAAUAAUACUUCAAACUAAGAAUUUUACUCACUAUUUCUAUAAUAUGUCAUUUUCAUAUAUCACAGAGUAUCUUAAAUUGAUGAAUCGUCAUUUUAACAUUCAAUCCCAGAUAAUUCUGGACACACAUGGAUUUAAUGGGUCAAAUUUCGAUAGUGAGCUUUGAACACUAUUACAGACUGGAAUAGCUAAAAAAAAUUCCUGUUUCUUUGACUAAAGUAUGAUGGGUAAAAAAAAAAUGGUACAUCUGUCCCUUUAAACCUGCCAUGAUGUAUGAAAAUUUUUCUAUUUUACAUUUUAUACAUACACAAUUACUGCAAAAAAAUAAAAAUAAAAAGAAACAGCAUACAGGAUUUAUAUAUUAACCCUUUGAACAACUGACUCGUGACUUGCAGUCAUUGUAGGUAGAAUGUUAUUAUUGUUAUAAAGGAUUAAAUUGUUAUGAAUGAAUUGAUUGCAUAAAAAAUGAUUGUUAAGUUAUUGAGUGCUAUAUUAUGUGCUUAUAUGAUAUAAAUUUACUCAAACUAU
Molecule: messenger RNA, 1849 nt
Organism: Lottia gigantea (owl limpet)
Lineage: Eukaryota; Metazoa; Mollusca; Gastropoda; Lottiidae
Exons: 1
Coding region: 34-1104 (356 amino acids)
Source: RefSeq, a predicted model, not a curated record